Cotesia congregata is the source of this 801-nucleotide messenger RNA. NCBI's taxonomy places the organism in Eukaryota, Metazoa, Arthropoda, Insecta, Hymenoptera, Braconidae. The record is from the annotation of a GenBank genome assembly.
AGGACAAAUAUACGUGCGUGUAUAGCUCUUUUGAGCCCAGGAAAUGGCCUCUUCGGGAGUAAGCGAAAGCCUCACCAUAUAUUCUUCUGUACACGUCGAUUGGUGGUCCGAGCACUCAGAGGGAAACGGGUUAUAAUAUCAAUGAACGCGAACGCGAAAUCAGAGAGAUGGGGAUCCGAGACUGACGACGCGCGUGGCGAAAAACUUUUCGCCACGCGCGUCUCUCAGUUAGAGCAGUUUAUUGACGCACAUGAGUUAGAGAUAGUCAACAACGCGAGGGAGGGUCCGACAUUCGAAUCAACAAACGGGAGUUCGUACAUCGAUGUGACACUCGUCACGCCUAAAAUCGCGAGUAGCAUUCUUAGCUGGUCCAUUACGAGGAGCUGGGUGCAGAAUACUGACCACUACCCGAUCGAGAUCACUCUAGGGGCUAAUUCGGGGGAGGAGGAUGGCGUACAGGCGGACCCCAAAAGGUUUAACUUAACGUUGGCCAAUUGGGAAAAGUUUGACGAAAUCCUCUUCUCGUGUGCAUGCACAAACCUUGAAGGCCUUGGAUUGGAAUCGAUUGAGGACGUGGAAAGGUAUGCCUCUGCACUUGGCCAAUCAAUUUUAGAAGCUUGCGAAGCCGCGAUACCACGUAGAAAAACCCAUGUAAAAUCAUACCCAUGGUGGACCAGAAAACUGACCAGAUUUACCUGGUCAAAUAGCAAAAACAACACUGAUAAACGAAAUUUUACACGAUGGGACGUUGGCAGAAUUAGGAGACAUAAUAAUAAUUUCAGCUAUAUUGCGACGUCCUAU